Messenger RNA from Scleropages formosus (Asian bonytongue), 579 nucleotides. It is a transcript of the gene nkiras1, whose product is annotated as NFKB inhibitor interacting Ras-like 1. Lineage: Eukaryota; Metazoa; Chordata; Actinopteri; Osteoglossiformes; Osteoglossidae. The coding region runs from base 1 to 579 and encodes 192 amino acids. Gene Ontology annotation, biological process: negative regulation of canonical NF-kappaB signal transduction; Ral protein signal transduction. Gene Ontology annotation, molecular function: GTPase activity; GTP binding; GTPase activating protein binding. The transcript has 3 exons. The record is from RefSeq and is a predicted model, not a curated record.
AUGGGAAAGGGCUGCAAAGUGGUGCUCUGCGGCUCGGCGUCCGUGGGCAAGACGGCGAUCGUGGAGCAGCUGCUGUACGGGAACCACUGUGUGGGCUCGGAGUCCGGCGGAACCCUGGAGGACAUCUACGUGGCCUCGGUUGAGACGGAGCGCGGAGUCAGGGAGCAGUUGCGGCUCUAUGACACCAGGGGGCUCCACGACGGCCUCGAGCUGCCCAGGCAUUACUACUCUGUGGCUGAUGGCUUCGUGCUGGUCUACAGCAUCGACAGCCUGGAGUCCUUCAAGAAGGUGGACCUUCUGAAGAAGGAGAUAGACAGAUCCAGAGACAAAAGAGAGGUAAUGGUCAUCGUGCUGGGCAACAAGACGGACCUGCGGGACCGGCGGCAGGUGGACCAGGAGUCGGCCCAGCAGUGGGCACGGGGGGAGAAGGUGCGGCUCUGGGAGGUGAGCGUGGCGGACCGCAGCUCCCUCAUGGAACCCUUCGCCGUACUCACCGGUCGGCUCACCCAGCCCCAGAGCAAGUCCUCCUUCCCGCUGCCUGGCCGCAAGAGCAAGGGGACGCCCUCCGGUGACAUCUGA